AUGGACGCAUCGCCACUACCGGUUCAUCCAGAACCCCUAAUUGGCGACGAUAACUUACCUCUACCUGAGAUGAUGUUUGCGGCGGGUGAAGAACCAGUUGGAGUUAGAGUUCUUACUUACCAGUCCUCCAGAUCCAUUAAUCACAUCCUUGAAUCGCUCGAAGACGAUGAGAUCCAGACAUUAAGGAUGUCCCCCUUUUGGAAGAUUGUGGAGAUAAGCGAGAAACCAAGUUUCUCUGGAAGAUUUGCUCGAUUCAUGCUUUCACGGCAGCUAAAAGUGGAGAAGAAACACGAGGCUUGGUUCCGUUUUGCUGGGAAACCAAUAAGGUUUUCGAUUCGGGAGUUUGCAAUUGUUACGGGUCUAAACUGCGGGAAAUAUCCAAAAAAUUGCAAAAGGAAUGCGAAGGUGAAGAGAAAGGCAAAACCGUAUUGGCCGGAGUUAUUUGGCAGAAGCGAUGAGCUUCGGGUAACAACAGCUUUGAAAAAUCUCCGGAGAAAAACGAUAACAGAUAAAGAAGUGAGGAUUAAGUUGGCAUGUCUGGCGAUCGUGUUUUCGGUCAUACUAGCUACGAACUUGAAGAUGAAGAUGAUUAAAGAACAUGCAGAUGCAAUGGUUGACUUGGAAGAGUUCUUUUCCUUUCCAUGGGGUCGCCUAGCAUUUGAAAUGCUUAUGGGGAGUAUAAAACAACGAAACGAGGUCUCGUUAUCAACCGAUACAAUUGCUGUAAAAGGUUUUGCCUUGGCUCUGCAACUGGUUAUGGUCGAAGCUGUACCAGCUCUUACCGAAGUGGUUCUGGAAAGUUACUCAUCUUCUGACUCAGACAGCUCCGACGAUGGAGAUGAUUUCUUUCAGAAGAAUAACAGACAGAAAACACUGAGCCUCGGGCAUGCGCGAGACCUAGACAAAACAAAAGAUGUUGUAGUAAGAAGCAUAAUCCCUGAUGAUCCGGAUAGACCCAUAAUCGCUGAAUCUCUACAAUGGGAAGACGAGGUGAUGGACGUGAAAGUCGAUAAUCUGUUAAAGCUUAUAGCUGAAGGGUAUUCUUUCACCGCUGAGAUGUUCAAAGGAGGCGCAACAAAAGCUGACGUCCAAAGAAUGCGUGAGAUACACGCAGAGGGGGGGAAGCGGAAGAGGAAGAGUAUACCUGUGAAAGAAAAAGAAACGGACGAGGAGAAGCGUAUCGCUUCAAUUGUUUCGGCGAUGCUGCAAAGUGAGUUUGAGAGAGUCGAUGCAAGUGUAGCCAACGCCGUUUCCUUGUCGGAUAAAACAUCUGCGGAAGUGGAAGCCUUAGAGAGAAGGAUAAUGGUAUCCAUUAAAAAUGAGCUUCAAAACUUCAAAGAAGAAGUCAUCCGCUCUGUAAUGGAAGUCCACAACAAAGCAAACGCGACAACAGUUACGACGGGGCCCAACGUGAAUAGUUCGAACAAUGAAGUGCGAGAAGGUGAUAACGCCGUGCCUCAACGUGACCCUUACGCGGGUGACCGAGGAGUAGAUGCGAGGACAUCUACAGCGGCAAAUCCGGCUUCGCCUUUCCCUUUUGUUGUGCAGCCAAACGUCCCAUCCUCGCAUGAUCCCCCUUUAUCAGCUACUAGUGAAAACAAUGGAUCUACCAAAAUAGCGGUGAAAUCCUAUCUCUUCUACAAAAUGCCUAUUUCAUCUGCUCGUUUGAGAGAAGAGCAGAACCCCUCCCCGUCUGCGACUGGAUUCGUACAAAGUAUUGACACAGGGUUGGAGCAUGGAGAGGAAGAUGCAAAUGAGGAGGCACUUCUACCUCCGUCAUCGCCCAAAACCAAGCGCCAUAAGAGUCUCCCAUCGGAUGCCGUGAGAGAAACCAACCCUCGGAGUGAGAAUCUUACCGUUAAUCCACCUGAUGCUAAUCCUUUCAAUGCGUACUCCGACAUUGACGUAGUAAUGUCUAAAUAUACGAAGCUCUGUCAAAAAUUAAGCCAGUCAUUGUAA
This is a messenger RNA of Brassica rapa (field mustard), 1959 nucleotides long. RefSeq lists its product as uncharacterized. The record is from RefSeq and is a predicted model, not a curated record. NCBI's taxonomy places the organism in Eukaryota, Viridiplantae, Streptophyta, Magnoliopsida, Brassicales, Brassicaceae.